GCUCAAUUAUUUUUUUUUUUUAAGUUCGCAUUAUUUUUCAGAAGCAUUAGAUGAGUUAGAGUCAAACUAUAAUACAUUUUCUAUCUAGUGUCUAGAUUUAUUAGAAAUCUAAGUGAUUAAGUUAACCGAUUAAAAACCUGUAUUUAAAAUGCAAGAAAUAGUAGCUCCAGUUGAUGGCAUUAAAUUCGAUAUUGAAUUAGCUUUAGAACUUCAAAAAGGGGCACAGCCAUUACCUUUCCCCGGGAUGGACAAAUCAGGAGCAGCUAUCUGUACAUAUUUCAUCAAUUCAGUUUGUAAUAAAGGCUCAGCAUGUCCCUUUCGUCACAUCAAAGGUGAUAGAAGCAUAGUUUGCAAACAUUGGCUUCGUGGACUUUGCAAGAAAGGAGAUGAUUGUGAAUUUCUUCAUGAAUUUGAUAUGUCUAAAAUGCCAGAAUGCUUUUUUUUCUCAAAAUUUGGUCAGUGUAGCAAUAAAGAGUGUCCCUUUCUUCAUAUUGAUCCACAAAACAAAGUCCGUGAUUGUCCUUGGUAUGAUCGGGGGUUUUGUAGGCAUGGUCCUAACUGUAAAAACAGACAUGUUAGAAGAGUUAUUUGCCAAUGUUACUUGAAUGGCUUCUGUCUUGAUGGUCCUAAUUGUAAAUAUGUUCAUCCAUCAUUCAAGAUACCAGAUCCUGACCCUAUAUUUGCCCAGAAGAAGCAGUCCAUAGUCUGUCAUCUCUGCAUGCAGCCAGGUCACAAAGCCAUCCAAUGCCAUGCAGCUAAACAACCAGGGCAAACUUUGGAUGACUUAGUACAAAUACAACUCCAGGCAUCUCAACAAAUGCAACAGCAGCAGACCAAUCAGACCACUCAAAGAGAAAGACGGCCAUUGGAUCAGAUAACUUGUUUUAAAUGUGGAGAAAAAGGUCAUUUUGCAAACAGAUGUCCAAAAGGUCACUUAGCAUUCCUUUCCGCAGCUAACUAUGCAAAUAAUCAGAGUACUGGUACUGGGAAUCCAGCAUAGUUUGAAUUGAGUGUGAUGAAAGUACUUGAAACUUAUGAACAUAUUAAAUGUAAUACGAGAUGAUACAAACAUUUGUAUUUUUUGCAAACAUAAAGAUGUGAUGCCAUAAAUGCUCAGGAUAACUUUCUUGAUGGCUCAUUAAAAAAAAAAUAAACAGUCUUUUAGUGUAAUCUAAAUCACUGUCAUACUAUUGCUUCUUGCUUAGUGAUACAUACCACUAAACAUUUUAUUUGGUUGUAGUGUUUUUAAAUAAAGCAUUAAUUAAACAACAUUUUAUUCUAAAACAUUGUUUAAAUGAUUUUGAGCUUCAGUAUUAGUUAAACAUCAAUGUAUACUAAUUUCAAUAUGAUAGGUUUAGUAGCCCAAAUCAUGGCUCAGUUAUACACUUUUUUAAAAAAAAAAAUUAUAUGGAAAUAUUUCAUACAAGAAAUAUAGCAAAACUUAAUUCAGAUUUUAACCUGGAAAAAUAUCAUUGUGUCUUACUAAACUUUUGAUGACUUAAAAAAAAUGCUUUGAAAUUCUCUCCAUAUUUUUAUUUUAAUGAAGCACAGACAAUGUUAAGUAUAUUAAAUGCCAUUGUUUUGAAAUAGCACCCUUUAUAAAAUAAACUUUCAGAAUUAAAGUUUAUUAAUUUGCAAAAGUAGUUUAGUUUGUGCUACAAUAUUAUUCUGUUAUAAGCUGUUGUCACUAGAUACGCCUUUUUUUUUUUCUCAAGUUCUAUAUCUAACUUAAAAUUACUUGAGUGGUUUCUCACUUUUUGAAACAAACAAAACAUGAGAACCAUUGUACAUACAAAAUAUGUUUCUUGAUGAAUGCUUCAGAUGUUUGUAUUAAACUUUUUUUUUUAUGUUCCAAAGCAGCAUAGUGAAUUUGAAAUGAGACCAACAAGUGUGAAUAUUUUGUUGCAUAUCUUACUUUGUGUACAAUAAGUUGAAUGAUUUUUAAAUUAAAUUGUAAUAUAAUUGUGUUUUAACUAAAUAAAAAAAAUGCACUUA
Molecule: messenger RNA, 1995 nt
Organism: Biomphalaria glabrata
Lineage: Eukaryota; Metazoa; Mollusca; Gastropoda; Planorbidae
Product: cleavage and polyadenylation specificity factor subunit 4-like
Exons: 7
Coding region: 149-1000 (283 amino acids)
Molecular function (GO): RNA binding; zinc ion binding
Source: RefSeq, a predicted model, not a curated record